AUGACAACCAAGCUGAUGUCGUUGGUUCAAGGGAAAGACGAGCCCCUGAGGGAGUUCAUCCCCAGAUUCAACAAGGAGGCAACAACCAUCCCAAAUAUGAGCCAGGAGGUAGCGCUACUAGCAAUGCAGAGUGGCUUACUACCAGGAUCAUCGUUUAGAGCGUAUAUGGGGCGUAAGAGCCUCAAAACACUUGCUGAAGCGCUAGGCAAAGCGCACGAGUUCAAUAAAGUAGACGAGACUGACAGAGCAAUGCUGGGUAGGAAAGCACCAGGUGACUCAGUUAAGCGGGAAGAGGUCACCCGGGCAGAGAACACACCCAGGGUGGACCAGCCGAGCAGGACUGAGAAAAACCGCAGAGAAGCGGACAGAGUAAUGGGCUUGAGAAGGUCAGACCCAAAGAGAGGGCCAAGGCCGAGGAGGUUUGACCAAUAUACCCCAUUAACCCAUUCCAGGUCUCAUAUAAUCAGCGUGAACAAAACUGAUGACAAGUGGCAGAGACCCCCGAAGAUGGUUAACAGAAAUCGUGAUACAAGCAAGUGGUAUGACUUCCUUAGAGACCAUGGUCACACCACUGAAGAAUGCACGCAUUUGAAAGACAACAUAGAAGACUUGGUCAGGAUAGGGUACUUGAAUCACUUUAAGCAGCGCGAUGACCCUCCUAGAAGGAGGGAUGAAGAUAGAGAAGGCCGCCCUGACCGCAGAGGAGGUCAAAGGUGUUGGGGUUUGGACACCAUUCCUUUCAAAAGGGGCCCAGCCGGAGACAAAGACGUAGAUGGCAAGCUAGAAGGCAGGGUGUAUGUGAUCAGCGGGGGCCCAGUACAUGGGGGUACAUUCAACAGAGCGCGAGUUGACCUGCGGGCGAUAAUACUUCAAAUAAAUGACAAUGAUAAGUGUAGAUGGCCACCUCUUCCCCCGCAACUGCAAGCCACGUUUGACGAGUAUGACCAGAAGGGCAUAAUUUACCCCCAUGAUGACCCGCUGGAGGUGACAAUGAGAAUCGCAAACUGGGAGGUGGAUAAAAUACUAAUAGACAGAGGCAGCUCAGCCAACAUCAUAUACAUCAGUGCGUUUAACGAGCUGAAGUUGGACAGAAAAAGACCUAAAGAGGGUGAGCUACGAAGUCACCGGGUUUAA
This is a messenger RNA of Chenopodium quinoa (quinoa), 1134 nucleotides long. RefSeq lists its product as uncharacterized. The record is from RefSeq and is a predicted model, not a curated record. NCBI's taxonomy places the organism in Eukaryota, Viridiplantae, Streptophyta, Magnoliopsida, Caryophyllales, Amaranthaceae. The transcript has 2 exons. Bases 1 to 1134 code for a protein of 377 amino acids.